AUGCACGCGGCGCUUUGCGCCGUAGUGCUCGUGCUCCUCUUGGCCUUUCCCCUGAUGGAGUUCCUGGUCUUGGUCAUAGGCACAGUAGCCACUGCCAUCGGGAGAGGUGUCAGAUGGAAGGCAGUCCUGUUUUGGACCUAUUGGCCCUUCUGGAAGCUCGUCCUCUGCGUGGCCGCUGCCAUUGGCGGCAAGAUGCUGGGAGACUUCCUUUGGAACGGAUCUUAUCUUCCAGCUGCGCAGAUUGGUCGGAUGCAGGUGUACCAUGACAUCAACCCGAUCAAUGCCAGUGGUAUCCGCCUCCAGGAUGCUGGAGUCGUGACCUUCGAUGGAUUGACGGGCGUGAACCGGAUGAUGACCGGGUGCUUGGUGGAUGGCCCCACCUACUGCAUCGCCGCCAUUGUGCCGGUGGUGGAGAAGGACGGGCUCCGUACGCCGGCCAACAUGUCGCAGUACGACCUGUUCAUGGCCGGAACCGACUGCUGCGACUGUCCUGGGGAGUUCCGUUGUGGUGACUGGAACAACCCUGGUAAGAGUCUAGGUGCCGCGCUCAGGAUGGCAGCUCGAUGGCUUCUGUGCUUUGGCCUGGUGGCUGUGGAUGCUACACUGCGCGGCUCGAACAACACGCGAGCUCCGGAGGUCCAGGCUGCGUUCCAUGUGUCAUACGGCGCGUCUCCCCGCUUCUGCCUGUCCAGCGACGGGAACAUCGGCGACGGCGUCAAGUUGCACCUCUGGGAGUGUGACAGCAGCUGGUCGAGUGUGGGCCAGAACUUUCAUUUGGACGAGGCGCGCAGGCUCCGGAGCACUGCUGAUCCGGCGUACUGCGUGGUCAUCGACGGCGACAAGAACGUGAACUUCGCCAAGAUCCACCUCUGGAAAUGCGAUGAAGCCAACGAGAAUCAGCGGUGGAGCGUGCCUUCUCAAGGCCAGAUCCGAUCCAAGCAGAAUUCCGACAUGUGUCUGGCAGUAGAGGGCAAUCACUCCUUCAACGGUGCAAAGAUCCAACUUUGGUCCUGCGCGACUGUGCGAACGGAGGAUGCCUUUCUGCAGGGCUGGGUGAUUCGUGCUCCUUCGGGCCGUGGCUACGCCACUCCGCGGGAGGACCACGCCUGCGAGGCGCCGUUCGUGGCCAUCGAGCCGGAGAACUGCGUCGAGGCCGCGGAAACGAUGCAGCCGCGGCAGGUCUGCCGGGGCUCGUGGACGGAGGUCUUCUUUGAGAAGGAGCAGCCCGCUUGGCCCCUGGGUUGCAUGUUCUUCGGCGCCUGCCGUGGGGGCUGCGGCCUUCGAUACAACUGGGGCACAGCCUCCAGGAAUCCGGACCAGGGGAACUGCCUGUCCACCACUAUGCUUUGCCAGUUCCAAUGA
Effrenium voratum is the source of this 1362-nucleotide messenger RNA. NCBI's taxonomy places the organism in Eukaryota, Dinophyceae, Suessiales, Symbiodiniaceae. The record is from the annotation of a GenBank genome assembly.